AUGGAUGAAGAUGAACGUCGGAGGAAGGUAGAAGCUGGGAGAGCUAAGAAAUCUUCCACCAUGCCUCGGAGUCAGAAUCUUGCUAGUUUCAGACAGAAGCGGGCGAAAAGCGACGGGGCGGGGGCGGCGAAAAAGACGCAGAAGAGGAAGGGCCAGGUUGACUCGCAGAAUGACCGCUCGACGGAAGAUCACCACGUAGAACCAGCUCUUCCAUCAGCCAGUGCCACAGAGCAUAACAGCACCAACCAUGAGGAGCCUCAAAUGUCAGGGAAACCAGAGGUUUGGCAAAACGAAGCGAAGGAUCAGCCGCUCACCCCCAGGCAUAGCCCGUCCCCUGUGGAUGACUUGAGAGAAGAGGAGUUAGCUGCACUUACUGGCAAAGAGCAGCUCAAGCUGCUACAGCAGGCUGUGGAGAAGCGUAAUGAAAUAAUUGCCAAACUCAGCUCCAACCUGCAGGAGGCACUGGCCAGCAGAGACCAGGUACAGGUGGAGGCACAGUCUCUUGCUGGACAGCUUCAGGCACUGCAGAGGCAGCUCCAGCAGACCAGUGUGGAGUUUCUACGUAUCAAAAAUCUGUCAGGAACAGAAGCCCUUAAUAUUCAGCAGCCUUACCAUGGACCGUCCUCCCAAGAGCCAAACAUCAGUCAUAAGGAAGCGCCAUCAGAGGGCUCAGGAAGUUCUGGCUCGCAGUCUGAUGCUGAAGGCGAAACUGAUGUGGAAACUGUUCUGUGCAAGCUGAGAGCUGAGCUGGAGGAAGAAAGAAGAAACAGCCAGCGAAUAUGUAGCGAACUAGCAGAGGAGAUGGAGAAAAACAAGCACGUGCUUUCUUUGCUGGAGAAUGAGAAGCAAGAAAGAGAAGAAGAGCGAAAAGAAAGGGAAGCAGAAUUGCAAAACCUUCAUUUCCAGUUAAGCCAGCUUCAAAGUCAGUGCCUUGAGAUGCAACAAUACAAAGAGGAGAAAGAGGUCCUUAACGUAGAACUGCAGGAGCUCAGGAGAAGGCUUCAGGAGGAGGAAGAUGCAGGGAAGAGUUAUAGUGAGAAGCUUGCUAGCUCUGCCCUUUGUUUUCAGAGUCUUGAGGAGGAGAUGAAAAGGCUCAAAGAGGAGCACACAGUGGAGGUCGAGCAAGUCAGGCAGCUUUUGGAAGAGAGGGAGAAAGAACUAAAAUUUAAAGAGGAGGAAGUGAUGGGACUCAAAGCGUCUAAGAAUUGGCAGAACCAGGUAAAAGCUGGCGUUAGCUCUGAUGAGACUGUCAGUAUCGAUGAGGCUAAUCUGGAAAGUGGAGCUGACCAGGGCAGUGUGAAUGAAUCAAUGUCUGGAGAUAUUCUGAUGGAGCGCUACUUGUCUUCAGCUCCGCUUGCACACUUGCAGUCUUCAGCGAUAACUGAGAACCUUGACCAGUGCAGUCAGCUGGACAUAUCUGCAGACCGCAGUUUUGAGCUAAAUAGUGAUGUGUUUGGAGAAGAGCUAUUAUCAAUUUCCAAACGUCUGAUUGAAGAACACGACGACCGCCAAAACACCUCUAGUCCACAGGACUCUCCGGCUGAUGAGUCCAACCCUCAGUGGCUUCACAACUCCGCUUCGGGCUGGAUGGAAAGGAGUAACGUGUCUGAGCAGCAGUCUGAGGACACUAACUUGGAAAAAGAACUGCUGAGUCAGCAGUGUGAGGAGCUCCGUGAGGAGCUGGCCCUUAAGGAGAGGGAUCUAAAUGUGCUAAAGGAGGAAGUAAUCAAGAGUGCAGAAGAGCUUGAGGAGGCAAGGAGCAGGUGGGCUCAAGUCACAGAAGAGCUUAGGGAAGCUCUCCAGGAGCUCGAAGACGAAAAGGAAAUGAGGAGACAAUUUGAGGAGGAGCUGAACUUGAAAGUCUAUGAACAAGACAGCCUUAGGAGCAAACUCUGUGCCUUAUCAGAAGAAAGAGAGCAGGAGAAUGUAGUAAUGUUGACGGUAAAGGAAACUGAAAUCUCUGCUGAAACUUCCCUCCUUAUAUCUAGUACCUUUCCAUCAGAUGAGGAUGAAAAACUGGUAGGGGAACUAAAGGAGGAGGAAACUGCACUCCAGUCUCAUCAGAAACAGCAGGAGCUGCUCGUAUCAUCUCUGCAGGAGAUAAAGCAGACUGCAGAUUUGGAGAGCACAGAAUUCAGAGAUGACAACCAGCUGCAAACAUUACAGGCCAACUAUGAGCAUCUCAUGUCACAACUCGAGGAGACGACAACUGAGCACAAAACUGCAUCGACGCUGUUGAGUCAAAGGACUUCAGAGCUCGAUACAGUUUUAAAGGAGCUUGAAACGACACGUGUGCAGAUUUUAAGUGUCCAAACGGAGGUGGAGAGGCUGGAGAAGGAGCUGCAGCAGAGCCUCGAUAGUCUGCACUGUGCUGAAAAAGAGAAGCAUGAGCUAGAGUCUCAGAUCUCCUGUCUGAGAGAGAAACUGACUUGUUCGGAGGAGGAUCGGGCUCAGGCUGUGAAGGAGAGGGAUGAGCACAGCAGAAGAGAAGAAGAGAUGGAUGAACAGAUCAAAAAAAUGGAACAAGUGCUAGAGGAGGAACUCGAACAGUUUGAGAAGCUGCUAAAAGCCAAGGAUGUCGAGUUGGCUGAAGUGAAGGAAAAAUGGGAGGAGGAGAGGCUGGAGAAGGACAAAGAGAUUUUUGAUGUAAGACAUCUGUUGGAGGAGCAAAUGAAGGAGAAAGUAGACGAGGUGAAGGCUCUCCUGGAGAAGCAGGCACAGGCUGUGGAGGAGGCUACAGAAAAGCUGAAGGUAUCUCAUCAGCAGGAGAUAAAAGAUCUGAUGGAGAAACAUCAGCAGGAGAUUUCUGACUUGAAUACUCGCCUGGAGACAGAGCUGCUGAAGCAGCGGGCCAGUAUGGAGGAAGAACAGAAACAACAGAUCAGUCUAAUCAAACAGGUAACUGAACGUGAGCACGAGCGGAUGAUCUCAGAGCUCAGUGCCAAACACAAUGAGGUUGUCAGUCAGCUGAAGACAGAGGUUUCUUUGGAGCUGAGAGAGAGCAUGGAGGCUGCUCACCAGGCUGAACUGCAGCAGGUUCAGGCUCAAAAGGCCAUUGAGCUUGAAGCCUUGCGUCUGAGCCUGACCACAGUUCACAAGUCUCAUCUUGAGCGCUCUCAAGAAAACGUGGAACAGGAGCAGACGUCUGCCCUCAUCAAGGUCCAGGCCUCUAUGCAGGAGAAAUUUGACCAAGAAAUUGCACUCCUGCAGGCUCGCCAUCAGUCAGAGGUGGACCAGAUCAAGAGGAAGAACCAGGAGCAGCAGGAGAGGCUGCUUGAGCUGCACCAACAAGACAUGGAAGAGUUGAAGGAGCAGUUGGAGACUCGUGUUGCUCAGGAAAGGGCUUCAAUGGAUGAAAAGCAGGCCAAAAAAAUACAGGAUCUAAGAGCACAGUGGGAGAAAGAUGCUGAAGCCAUGGAGGCAAAUUUUAAGAACAGCCUCAGUGCCACCCAGACUGAACUCACCAGCACCCAGGCCUCCCUCGCUGAAGCACAGGAAGCUGUGUCCCAGAAACAGUCAGAGGUACAGGAGACACAAGCCAGGAUGGAGGAGCUCCAAACCUCCAGUAAAGAACAGACACAGAAACUAGAGGAGCUGAAACGAGCCUUGGCUGAGAGAGAUGCUGCUGUCUGUUCCCUGGAGGAGGAAAUUUCUUCUAAUAAGACACUGCUGCAGGAGAAAGGGCAGCAAGUCUUCCACCUACAGGAGAAGGAGCAGCAACUGCAGCAAGAGGUUUCACAGCUACAGGAGGAGAAGAACUUGCUCAAACAGAGCUCGGAUCAGGAAAUCAGUCAGCUGUGGACUCAGCUGGAGAGCAUGAGGACUAGUCGUCAGGAGUUGGGUGAGCUUAAGGAGCAGCUGCUUGCACGCUCAUCUCGGGUUGAUGACAUCGAACGCCUAAAGAUGGAGUUUAAUGAACAGAAACGAGAAAUUAAAGAGCAAAAUGAGGCUGAGCUAGAAAACCUGAGGAGGUAUUUUGAGAAGCGGUUGCAUGCAACAGAGGAGAGUCACAAAGAGGAAAUUGCUCUGCUACAGCUGAAGCUGGUAGAAGGUGCCUUGGAGGACUCUCUGCUUAAAAUGACUGAUCAUGGUGCUCUGUCUGAGUGUCAAGCUCAAGGGGAUAUAGAUGUUUUGUCUGAUACUGUUCAGCUGGAGAAACGGCGGGAAAUCCUUGACAGUUUGACACUUCAGCUUGAGGCGAAACACACAAUGGACCUUUCUAAUCUGCGAUCCUCUUUGACUCUUUCCUUUGAGGAAGAGGUGCAGAAGGUGCGCGCAGACCUCACUGAUCAUUAUUAUGAAGAGCUGCAGGAGAAGAAAACUCGUCAUGCUCUGGACCUUGAGCAACUCGGAGCCAAACUUUCUGACAGACAUCUGCAAGAGCUCACCAGAGUCCAUUUGGAAGCAGCAAUGCAAGUUGAGGCUGAAGUGGAACACAGGAUAUGGUCUCACACUGAGGAGCUGCAAACAGCAACGACCAUCAUCUACACUCUGGAGAACAGAGUGGCUGCUCUCACCGAGCAGCAUGAGAACAUGCAGAAGAUGAAACAAGAGUUUGCUGAGCAGCUUGCCCGUCUUGAGGAAGCUCUUGAACUAGAGAGGAGUCAAGCACAGGAGAAUAUGAACAAGCUGAAAGAAGAGCUGCAGGAGAAGUAUGAAUCUGAGAUCUCUGUCCUGAGGUCACACCAUGAUGAGAUGGCAACGGAGCAGGCACGGCUUGAAAAAGCACUUCACGAGGAGAAGGAGAAAUUGAAGUCUCUUCAGGAUGCACUGGAAAAUGAUGAGAGCCAACAGGUUCUGUUGUUGAAACAGAAAGUGGAGGCCAAUGAUGCAGAGCUGCAAAAGACCAAGGACUGCAUGUCUGUAGAAUUCAAAGAGCUGCUUCAUGAGCAGGUUGAGAUGCAGCUGUGCCAGGCCAGAGAGAGGUUCCAAGAGGAAAAGGCAGCGGUAGAGCAGCGUUUAAUCGAGAAAUAUGAAGAGUCUGUGGCAGAGCUGAAGGACAAAUAUGAAGCUGAGCUGGAACAUGAGAGGGCAACGCUACUGAACAGACACUCCAAAGAAAUGGAUGCACUCAAUGCCAAACACAAAGCAGAGCUAGAUUCACUCUGUGCCUCUCACAAAGAUCAGCUUUCAGCUAAAACAGCCGAGCUUGAAUGUAAGCAUAAUGCAGAGCUUGUUGCCUUGGAAGCAUCCCUCAGUUCCAAACUAAAGGAAGACCUUGAACGUCUUGAAGAGACUAAUCGUGCUAAGUUAGAGGCUUUGGAAGCUGAAUUGACUCUUAAACACCAGGAGGAGAAAGAUGAACUAGAAAAGAGGAUGCUGAGUAACAUGGAUACGUUGGAGGCCACCUACCUGAAAGAAGUGCAAACACUACGUGAUGAAAUGGCUCAGCUUGAGGAGAAACAUCGCGAAGAUCUGAUUUUCCUGAAUUCAGAACAUAAGCAGUUAAUAGAGCGUCAUACUGCAGAGCAGCUGUCCAUCAGGGAAGAACUGAGGAAAGAACUGGCUCAUGUGCACAUGGAGAAGUUUAAAGCCAUGGCAGCCGAGCUCAGCCAUGUUCACAAAUCUGAACUGGCUGCUCAAAAAGAAGCCUUGGAUACUGAACACUGCAAAGCCCUGGAAGCACUCAAGAACCAGGUUUUAGAGCUUGAGCAGCAACACAGCACUGCUCUGCAGGAGCUCUCGCAAACCUACACGGCUGAAAAAGAGCAACUAACCAAACAGCACCAAGUCCAGCUGCAGGAGCUGAAGGGAGUCUCGGCACGGGAACUAGAGGCAUGUCGCAGGGAGCUUGAAGAGGAGUCGUCAAGGCAAAGACAGCACUUCCUAGAAGAGGUGGAGCUCCUCAAAGUCCAAUCAGAAGAGCGGCUGCAGGACAGGAUUAAUCAACUGAAGACUGAAUUUGAAGAGCAGAAGGAGGCGGAGCUUGAAAACCUGAGGCGGAGCUUCACGUCUGAACAAGAGGAAAAAGAGCGGAGCUACACGGAGAAAAUGAGUCAACUCACUGCCCAGCUGCAGCAACUAGAUGCUGUGGUGGCCCAGCUGCGGGCAGAGGUCGGGUGCCUGCAGGGAGAGCUGGAAGGAAAACGUGCAGAAAUGGAGACCAUGGACACGCUCCUUCAACGAAGGGAGCGAGAGACACAGGAGGGAGGGAACCUUCUUAAGAUGCUCACUGAUGACUUACAGACAGCUAAAGAGGAAAGAUGCAAAUUACACCGUACAAAUGAGAAGCUGAGGCAGGUGCUGAUCGAGAUGCUCCGCGGCAUCGUGGCAACAGAAGAACUGAUUGGACAAAAGAUCAGUGCCCGAGCCAAAACGUCCGAGCAGGCGACUCACCAAAGGAGCUCAAGCGUGAACAAAGAGGCACAAGAAUCAGGUAUUUCAGUUGCAGACUUGUCUUCAGAGGAAUUGGAGCUCACUCAUCUGCUCUGUGAGAGUCUCCUGGUUUCAGAUGGUGAGAUCAGUCCUGGUGGAGAAGAAGCAGCUCUAAGUGCUUGCAGCAGACUUCGACAUACAGUGGACACACUGCUAGAGCUGCUCAACCAAGCCAAUACACAGCUGGAGCAAACUCACAGUGUUCAUCUUUCUCUGGAGGAAAAGUUUUCUCAAGGCAGAGAAGACUCUGCACAACUCCUUGAACAGCACAAGCGUCUAAUGGAGCAGCUUGAUCAGGAGGCCAAGCUUAAAAGUCAGCUCCAGGUGGAGCUUCACAAAGCAGAAGGUCUUCUUGAAGGCUACAUGGCUGAAAAAGCAGCCCUAGAGGAGUCGCUACAGCAGAAGGAGACUCAAGAGGAGAGGCUUGUGGAGGAGCUAGAGGACCUGAAGGUGAAGCUACACCAGAUGGAGGGCCUUACCGCAGAGCUGGACACUCUCAGAGUGAAGCAUCAUGAGCUGACUGAGGAGCAUGCCAUCCUCCUGCGACACAAGGAGCAUCUCUCUGCUGGACUUGGGGAGAGAGAGAAAGGCCAUUGGCUCAAUUUAGAUCCUGACGCAGCUUUGUUGGCAGAGACUGAUCGUUUGUCCCAAGAUAGGCUGGACUUGCAGCGGCAGGCAGAGAAGGACCACCGCUCUCUGUCCCUUCGUCUCCGGACUCUGGAGAGGGAGCUCGAGGAGCAGGAAACCAGAGGCCUGGAGACGGAGCUGCACCACAAGACCCACACUGAAGACCUCAACCAGCGUGUCCAAGCACUGGAGAAGCAGCUUAAACAUGACAGGCAGUUUAUCGAGGAGCAGGCUGUGGAACGUGAACACGAGCGGGAUGAGUUCCAGCAGGAGAUCCGCAGGCUUGAGGCCCAGCUCAGACAGACUCCUAGUGUGGAUAAUAAAGGAUACCAGUUUGAGGACUUGGUUCUGCAGGUUGAGAGCUUGCAAGGUGUUAUCAAAGAUAAGACCGAGGACUAUUCUUCUUUGCUUGCAACCUGUCAGCAAGCCCAGCGCGAUCUUGCAGAACGCAAUGAGGAGAUAGACAAGCUGGCCGGUCGAAUCAGAGAGUUGGAGCAAGCGCUGCUCAACAGUGUAGAGAGUAACAGAUGCGUCGGUCAACUGGAACAAGAACUUCAAAAAGCGAAGCUGAGAGAGCAGGAGCUUACACAAGAUAAACAGGCACUAGAGCAGCAGCAGCUGUCCAGCAGGCUUCAGAUCUCAGCCCUGCAGUCCAAACUGGAUGAGACGAGACACUGUUACCAUGACAACAUGCGUGACCCCACCCAGGAGCUUAAGGAUGCCCUAGACACUGCUCAACAGAGUCUACAGAGCAAAGAGCAGGAGGUUGAGGUUCUGCUUGGCCAGCUGGAGACCGUGCAGAGAGACUUGAAUAUAAAGGAAGCUGAAGUAAAACACCUCACACUACAGCUGGAGCUGCUGACUAAUUCCAAUGCAGCACAUGUUAAUGAGCUCCAAGAGCAAAUUACUGCCCUGAAGGAAAAUGUGUCUGACCUGACGAUACUUAAGGAGGAAAAUGAGCAACUUUGCAAGGAGGAUGAAAUGGAUGAAGAGACACUCCCUUCAGCACUUCUUCAGGAGAAAAACCACGAGAUCGACCACCUCAACAGUGAAAUCCAAAGACUGGAACAGGAACUUGAGAAUACCAGCGAUAACAAGGUUCUGGAAGCUGAGCUUGAAGAUCUGCGCUCACAGGUGGAACAUCUUAAAUCUGAAAUCACAAGAGUGCGCCAAGACAAACAGGAAGAAGAGGAGCGCCUUCACGAGGUAAUCAGUACGCUGCAGGCAGAACUCGCCACCCUGGGACCGAACCUGCAUGAAGUCAGUGACUCUCAGGACGGUGACAGCAUCAAUCCUUCACCCGCCCCCAGCCCCGAACCUCAAAACUAUACCAUCCAAGAACAAGAGAAGAAAGCGGGGCCAAACAGCUUAAAGCAUGAACUCAGCCUGAUUCAUUCUACCACCUCCCGAUCGCUUCGUUCUCGUAUCAAGGCCCUUCAGAGUCAACUCGAGACUGCAGUGGCAGAGAAAGAGGGACUGGAACGAUUACUGCUCACCCAGGAGGAAGAGUACAGAGGGCACGGGGAAGAAUUUGGAAAGAGGCUAAAUGCUGAGAGAGAAAAGUCAGAUGAAAUCCAAAGUCUCCUCUCCCUGAAGGAAAGUGAGCUGGAGGAGGUCACAGCCCAGCUAGAAGAGGAGAGGGAGAAGAGGAAGCUAUCAGAGGAGGAGAGGAACAGCUGGAAAGUUCCAGCAGAAGAGGCGGAGGAAAAAACCUGCCUCAGCUCUCAGGUUUUGGAACUCCAGACUAAUGAAGAGGAGAGGGUGCGAGAGACCGAAACUCUAAAAACAAAGGAGAUGGAGAUGAUAAUGGAAAUGGACAUCCUCAGAGAAAGCAGUCUCACUCUUGAGAGACAAGUCCAGGAGCUAAGAGCAGAGGUGGUCGAUAUGGAGGAACAGGUGGCUCAGGAAAGGGCAAGAAUUAAAACCCUGGAGACUGUGAAGGGAGAGCUUUCUGCUGAACGUGAGGCACUGAGGAGGAGAGAGGGCCAGCUCCAAGAGGAAAUUGAAAAGCUACAACAGGAAGUGACUUCACUGAGAGCCCUCAUCCAGGACCUGACAGUUAAGCUAAAUGAAAACGAAACCAGUCAAGAAGAGGCUCAAAAGGAAGUGCUGACCCAUGCUGAGGAGACCUUGGCUAAAGCAGACACUGCCUUGAGACAAAAGGAGGUUGAGCUGUCCAAGCUCAAGGAAGAACAUCAGGCUCUGAGGACAGAGCUGACUGCACUGAGACAGGGUCUGAGUACCAGUACAGAAAGGGCUGAAAAACUGCAUGAGGAAGUUCAGACCAAAGAUCGUGCUCUCAUUGACCUUGAAGCGGACAACCAACAACUGAAGGCAGAACUUCAAAGCGUUCAGGAGGACUUGGCUGCACAGGAGGAGGAAUUGGCCUAUCAGCAGAGAGAGCUGCAGCAACUCCGACAGCAGAGCCAACAGGACACACUUCAGGGAUACCCACAUAAGGAUAUUUCUGUCAGAGCUUUCGAGGACAUUGUGUCUCACCACGAAGACUCUCUGAGCUCUCCGGAGGUUUUAAGAAGACUCGAGUGCUCUGAGGACCGAAUCCCUGAACGUUUCCACACCUCUGAGCUCAGUGGCUUGAAUAACACAGGCCUGGACCUCCCCCAGGUCAAACCCUCUCCCAGGGUUGUAAUGGAGCCUCCUUCACACUCCAGGACCAUCACCCCAGACCCAGCUACACAGAGUUCCCACUCGCCACGCUCUGUGUCAGUGUCUGAGAACUACUCCAUCCUCGAUUCACUGGAUGCCGAUAAAGUACGUGAAUUGGAAGGACUUGACCUAACGACUCCUUCCUCACCACUUGGCUCCACCUCUUCCUUGUCGGCACCCGAAUGGGCCAGUGACGGAUAUGGCAGCAAUGUGAGUUCAGAACUGGGUGCUAGGCUGAGACUGGAGUUGGAGCAGACUGAGAGACUGGAUGCUCAGUUUAUUGAGUACCUCCGCUGUAGAGGAGUUGACCCCACCGCUAACACGGACAGUGCUGCGGGCAGUAUGAGCUACAGUGAUGAUCUGUUGUCACCUGAGCUUCAGGGACUGUUGAAGAAAGUUUAUCAAGAAAGCUGCAGAAUUCUGACCUUGUCUCAGCGUCGUGUCAAUCCAUCAGCACAGUCUCAUGUGUUGGACUUAAAAGCCUGCUCACUGAGUCUGUCGCAGCAUCAUGCUGAAGAUGGCUCUGCUCUACUGCACCACCAAGAUAAAUCAUCUAAUCCUCCCAUGAGCUGGCAGCAGGAGAAGAGGGCAUUGCAGGAGACUGUGAUUGCACUCAGAGAGCUGCUCUGUCGAAUGGCACAAAGACACUCACAAACUGAUGACAGAGUUGACAGUAACUGGCACAGAGAUCAACUGCAGACUGAACAACGGGAUGAAUCCCAACUGAGGGCAGAGCUGGAGGAGAGCCAGAAACAACUCAAAUGUGCACAUGACGCUCAGCAAGAGCAGAAGAACAAAACGAUGUCGCUCAGGCUGACGAUAGAAGAGGCUGAGGAAGCUUUGAGGAGAGAGCAGGCCAGAGUGUGUGAGCUUCAACAAGAACUGGAGCAGGAGAGGGCUCUAAGUCUGCGUAUAGGAAGGGAGGAGGAGGAAAGGAGAGAGAAUGUACAGGUGUCUUCUGAGAAGCUGAGGUCAGAGGUCAUGUCUCUAAAGGGGCAGGUGGAGCAGGAAAGGGUGGCCUGUAGCAACCUGAGACAAGAACUUCAGAUUGAACAGUCCCGCUGUUUGCUGCUAGAGAAACGCCUGGACGACACUCAGAAGGAGCUAGAAGAUGAACGCAAACGUUCUUCACACCAACAAGAGCUCAGCUUGCAAGAAAAGACUCGUCAGGAGCUCCUGCUGACUGAAGCAGAAACUCGCUUGACUGAAAUUCACUCGAAGCUUGCAGAUUCUCACAGGAAGCUUGAUGAAGAGCAAGACCGCUGCUCCAGGCAGGUGGAUGAGCUCAGCCGUAGACAUGAUGCCGACGCUGCAAGAGACAGGAAGUUCAUCUCGGACUUGCGCUCCCAGCUAGAGCAAGAGCGAAGGCAAGGGGAGGAGUUGGCAGCUGUGGCGGACAGACUGAGGGCAGAGCUACUACAGAGCAGGAGGCGAUGGGAAGAAGAGGACAGAACGAGGAGGGAGGAGCUUCAGAAGGAGCAGGAAGCAGCCACCCGAAAUCGUAUCACAAUUGAGACUGUGAAGGAGCAGAAACAGGAAGCAAACCGGGCUUUAGAGGUGGAGCGAGAGCAGUCCAGGCGCCAAGGGGUGGAACUCGCAGAGCUGAAGGAGAGACUCCGAGUGCUGAAGGACAAAGAGAGGGAGAGGGAGGAGCAGUGGGAAAGGGAAAAGAGGAAGGAGAUGCAAGAGCAGAUGGAAAGAGAGAGGCGACAGGAGAGGAUCAACAGCAAACUGUGUGAGUUGGAGUUGUUGAGGCAGCAGGACCAGCAGCGUAUGCAGGAGCUGCAGCGCACUCUGGCAGAGCUGGAAAGAGACGAGAGAGAGAUGGCUGCUCAGCGCCUGUCUGGACGAACAGCGGGACAACAACGCGAAGCUGAACCUUUCCAGCACCCCCACACCAACCUCCAUACUGAUGGUGGCCAGGCAGGAGUGUUAAAGCAGCACCAGCAGACGCCGUCCAAGUCGUCUUCCAACCUGUUGGAGACGUUACUGAAGGAGAACUCUGAGUUGACAGAGCGUGUGACAUCACUGAGCCAGGAGAGGGCCACUCUCAAGCACAAACUCACCUGCCUGGAGCGACAGCUGCGCCGCACAGAGAAUGAGCUCGCCAAGGUCACCGCGGAAACCGAAAAUAGGCCUGUCUACGACAUAUCCAGCCAGAGCAAGCUUCAGCGUUACUAUGAGCGCUACCUGCGAGCUGAGAGCUUCAGGAAAGCUCUGGUGUACCAGAAGCGUUACUUGCUGCUGCUGAUAGGAGGAUUCCAGGAGUGUGAACAAGCCACGCUGUGUCUUAUCGCUCACAUGGGAGCUCGACCCUCACCCCCAAUUUCUUCCAAGCGUAGACCCCUCGGACGAUUUAGGGCUGCAGUGCAAGUCAUAAUUGCGGUCUCAAGAAUGAGGUUCCUGACGAGGAAAUGGCAGAAAGCAAUCCGAAGAUUAUCAACUGGGGUUGUCAAUGGGCAUGCUCCAGGGCCUAAAGCUGAAGUUUUAAGGCAGCAGCAGCCAAGAUCAAAUUCUGACCCGACGCAGAUCCGAGACAGCAGCGCCAUCUACAUAGACACUCUGUCAGCGCUCGUCCCACCCAGCAAAUCGCCCUUCAGGCUGCGCCACAGGUCACACUCCAGUACCCCUUUGGCCUCUGUACAAUCAGGUGGAACAGCUCAGGAUCCAGAACAAUCCCUGACAGAAUAUAUCCGUCAUCUAGAGAAAGUCCAGCAGCGGUUGGUGGGAGCCAAGCAAGGUUCAUCUGGUCUCCUGCCUGAUCCAAAGUAGCCUGAAAUCUAAAGACUGAAUCUGCCUGCAUAUUGUUUCAAAACUGCUCAUGCCUUACAUCUUGUAGAAAUGUAUAGAAAUUAUAAGUUUCCUGACUUUUAUACUAAAUUAUUUUUUAAUUAUUUUUUGGGGGUAAUUUUUCUAUCCUGUGUACUGCCAAUAUUUUGAAAGUCACUCUUUAUACACUGUUUCUCAAACACUGUUUGCUUUUUUUUGUGCUCUGUAAAUGGUGUUAAUGUUCUCCACACAUGUUACUAAAUGCACUAGUUUUAUACUCGAAGUCUAAGAUCUACAAAACUUGUGCACCAUUACAAAAAUGUAAACCACGUCCAUGUUGUUUUUAUCAUAAAGUAAAUAAAUUAAGUGUGACUAUGAA
This is a messenger RNA of Neolamprologus brichardi, 12817 nucleotides long. Lineage: Eukaryota; Metazoa; Chordata; Actinopteri; Cichliformes; Cichlidae. The record is from RefSeq and is a predicted model, not a curated record.